Eutrema salsugineum is the source of this 2160-nucleotide messenger RNA. RefSeq lists its product as uncharacterized. Bases 1 to 2160 code for a protein of 719 amino acids. Lineage: Eukaryota; Viridiplantae; Streptophyta; Magnoliopsida; Brassicales; Brassicaceae. The record is from RefSeq and is a predicted model, not a curated record. The transcript is spliced from 9 exons.
AUGGAUCCACAAGAGAAUCAAGCAGAGCAAAAGGAUCAAGUGAACCAAGCACAGGUGGCCAGAAAUAAGCAACAAGCCUUAGUUAACCAGAACAUGGCUGAGAGAAAUGAGCACCAGGCUCAGAUGAAUCAGAAUCAGGCGGCCAGAAAUGAGCACCAGGCUCAUAGUCAAUACUCACCAGAACAGACAAGAAACUCCAAGUUCCAUGCUUUGCCUAUGGAAGAUCCCCUAGAUCACCUUGAUAACCUUGACAAGGUUUGUAACCUUACAAAGAUCAAUGGUAUAUCUGAGGAUGGCUUCAAGCUGAGACUCUUUCCAUUCAGCUUGGGAGACAAAGCUCACCAUUGGGAAAAGAACCUGCCUAGAGGAUCCAUUCAAACUUGGGAGCAGUCUUCACUACUCAGUACUCUAUACAGACGAGCUCUCCCCAAGAUAAGAAACCAACUAGAUACAGCUUCCAAUGGCAAUUUCCUUGCUAAGGAAAUCAAUGCAGCAAUGGAGUUGGUGGAAAACUUGGCUAUGAGAAAUGACACAUAUGGUGAAGACUAUGAUAGAGCCUAUAGAGGAGAUGGUUAUAGUGAAGAACAAAGGAUGAGAAAGGACAUCAAGGAGCUUCAAAGAAAGUUGGAUAAGAGGAGCUACAUUACAUUAGGAAUCAAAACAAGUUCCAGAGGUAUAACAACUUCAACAACCAGAACGUCAUACAUAAAUCCCAAUGUAGCUAAUCCAGGAGAUCAGGUUUAUCCCUCUCAACAAGCUCAGCAAAGCUAUGUUCCCAAGAAUCAGUUUCAAAGGAACUUUCAGAGCAAGCAGCAGUACAUUCAGCAACCUCAGCAGUAUGUUCAGCUACCUCAGCAGUAUGUUCAGAAACCUCAGCAGAACCAAGGGAGUAACUUCAAUAGUCAGCCGCCUAUGACCAAGUUUCCACCUGGAUUUGGACAGCAGCGGCAGCAGAAAGGUCAUCAGAUGGGUUCAGACUUGAGUGGGGUUCUACAGCAGAUACUUCAGGGCCAGCAAAGGCUGAAAGAUCUUCAAAAGAAUCAAGCUUCCUCUUCUAGAACACAAGGAACACUUCCUGGGAAACCUGAGCCAAACCCAAAGGAGUAUGCCUAUACCAAUACACUCAGAAGUGGCAAGGAAUUACCUGAGAGAAAGCAAAGCCAUGUGCUCAUUGAGGACAAUAAGCAACUUGGUGGGGAGGUGCCUCAAGGGAGUGUGCUAGAUGAUGAAGCUGUAAAGAAAGACAAGGGCAAAGGUGUGGAAAAAGAGAUGGUGCCUGAGAAACCAUAUGUGCCACCACCACCUUAUCAGCCCAAACUUCUAUUUCCAAGAAUGUUCAAGAAGCAGCUCUCAGAGAAGGCUAGAGCUGUUUUUGAAAAGCAGUUGAAGAAGACUCAGUUCACCAUGCCCAAUAUAGAAUCCUUCCUUAUGAGGAGGACAAUCCCUAAGAACUUAUCUGAUCCAAGGAGUUUUACAUUGCCAUGUACUAUUGGUCCUCUAAAGUUUGCAAGCUGCUUAUGUGACCUUGGAGCAUCAGUGAGUUUAAUGCCUUUCUCAAUUGCAAAGAAGUUGGGGUUCACAGUCUACAAGCCUGCAAGGAUAUCUUUAGUGCUUGCUGACAGGUCAGUUAGGCUCCCCAUUGGACUCCUUGAAGAUCUUCCUUUGAAGAUAGGUGAUUUUGAAGUCCGAACAAACUUCAUUGUGCUUGAAGUUGAUGAAGAGCCUAUGGAUCCUCUCAUACUGGGUAGACCAUUCCUUGCUACAGCAGGUGCCAUAAUUGAUGUCACCUUUACAAAAGAACCAGGAAAACAUGGGUUCUUGGCUGAGGAGAGUGAAGCCUACAAGAUGGUGUUAGAUCAGCACAGGGUAGCAGGUUCAGAAACUCAGUUUUUGGAGCUGGAGACAAGCAGCCAAAUGAUGAAAAAGCCACCAAUAGAAGAACAGGUUUUCUAUGUUGAGACAAUGGAUCUGUUGGCUGAUGAGCUGUUGGAAGAGCUGACAUUGGAAGACCCUUUUCAGGUCAUCUUGACAAAAGAACCAGGAAAAAAUGGGUUCUUGGCUGAGGAGAGUGAAGCCUACAAGAUGGUGUUGGAUCAGCACAGGGUAGCAGGUUCAGAAACUCAGUUUUUGGAGCUGGAGACAAGCAGCCAAGUGGUUUAG